Lucilia cuprina (Australian sheep blowfly) is the source of this 1692-nucleotide messenger RNA. RefSeq lists its product as uncharacterized. The record is from RefSeq and is a predicted model, not a curated record. Lineage: Eukaryota; Metazoa; Arthropoda; Insecta; Diptera; Calliphoridae. Bases 418 to 1314 code for a protein of 298 amino acids. The transcript is spliced from 6 exons.
AAAAUAUACAAAUACAAUUGUCAACAUCAUAAAAACACCGGCAGCUAUAUUAUAAUAAAAAAAAUUAUAUAAAAAUUAUUUAAAAAAUAACAAAAAUAAUAUAACAAUAAUCUAUUUCUGUGUGUAUCUAAAUGUUAUAACGAAAAUAAUAAAAACUUAAAAUAAAUAAAAAUAUUACAACAAUAGUCCAAAAUUUAUUUUAAUUAACAAAUUUAUAAUGGUUUAACAAUAGCCGUGAAGAAAAAUUUAAAUUGUUGUAUUUAGUGUCCUCAUAACAUAGUGUAACAUACAUAGUUAUAUACUAUAUAAUUACGAAAAUAUAUUUUAUUUAUAUAAAUAUUUAACUACCUCUAAAUAUAAAUUAUAAAUAUUAAUAAAAUAAUAAAUAUAACAAAAUAAUUAAUUAAUAUAACAAACAUGGAUUAUUGGCUGUUUUUAAUAUUCUCAAUAUUUUUUAUUGAUUUACAAAGUGUAUGCUGUUUAUUUGUGACUGAUUUAAAUGUUCCGGAAAUUGUUGAUUUUCGUGAUAAUGUCACAUUAUCAUGUAGUUAUGCCAUGAGUGGACAUACAUUGAAUUCUGUCAAAUGGUAUAAAGAUAAAAUGGAAUUUUUCAGAUAUUCACCUAUGAUGCAUCCUGUUUAUAUAAAGUUUCCGGUGGUUGGUGUACAUUUGCCAGAUGGUAAAUACUAUUGCAAUGAAUCAUCAUGUAGAGUAGAAUUGAGUAUGUUAAGUGCGAAAUCAUCGGGUGUUUACAAAUGUGAAGUGUCAGGAGAUGCACCACAUUUUCAACUGGCAGCCAAAGAGGACAAUAUGACUGUAGCAGCUCUACCUCAAAGUGACCCAUUAAUAGAAAGCUUUAAUCCCAUGUAUCGUAUGGAAGACUAUCUUAGUGCUAUUUGUACCUCUGAUUAUUCCAGUUUACCCACAAGACUAACGUGGUUUAUCAAUGGUGAACAGGCUUCUUUAGGUGAACUACAACCAAAUGUUGAUACGAGCAUCUCAGCCCAUGGCUAUAUUUUACGACGACAAAAACUACAGGUUCAUUUUUAUUUGAGCGGACCUCGUUUCUAUCAGGCGGGUAAAAUUUUACAAUUGAAAUGCAUAGCGGAAAUUGAAAACUUUCCCGAAUUGACACGCGAGACUUCACUGAAUGCUGCUCUAAUUCCUUAUGAUAAUUUAAACAAUCAAAUGUUAAUACACGCUGGUACAAAUGGCGGAAGCUCGACAAGUAAAUUUCCAGCAACUUUCAACACAAUCAUUUUAAACAUUGUUCUGGUGAUAUUUUCAACAAUUUUAAGUUCAAAUACUUUAUGAUCUACUCAAAAUAUGAUGUCAUUUAUUAAAAAAACAAAUUAUUUCUAAAAUAAAAGCAAAAAUGACAAAUGCUGUAGUAUUAGUUUGAAGUAAAGGAAAUAAAGCGGCAAAGUAGGAGUAUAGUGUAAGCAACAGCAGAAAUACAAGUAAAAAAGAAAAAGCUGUUAUACGAAGCAAACGGAAAUGGAUAUAAAAGGCUGAGUAUAAGAUGUUAUAAUAGGAAAGAAAAUGAAGUAAAAAAAGCAACAACAACAAAUUAUAAGGAAGAAGUUACUAUAUCAUAUUAGUUAGUCUAUAACAAAAAAAAAACGAAAAACAAGAAUAAUAAAUAACAAAAAAAAAAAAAAAAUAAGAAAAUAAAUAAUUUAAAAUAAAAAU